AUGUGGCUCAUCAAUACGACCACCAUCGAACUGGAAAGAGCCGACGCUGAGGAGUUGGAGUCCACUCCUUAUGCAAUCCUCUCACAUACAUGGGACGAUGGAGAAGUCACCUUCGACGACAUGAUGCAACCAGACAUAGCAAAGAAGAGGCGAGGCUAUACCAAAAUCAUGAAGACUUGUCAACUAGCAAAGCAGCGAGGGCUUGCAUAUGCAUGGGUCGACACGUGCUGCGUGGACAAGCGUAGCAGCGCCGAGCUAGCUGAGGCGAUAAACUCUAUGUUCCGAUGGUACCAGUGCUCAGCGGUUUGCCUUGCUCACCUCCAGGAUUUGGUACCUCACUCCGGUACAGGGGACGAUUCGCUCAGCGGCCUAUCAUCCUGUCGGUGGUUCACAAGAGGAUGGACACUGCAAGAGCUGAUUGCCCCGCAAAACCUCGAGUUUCAUGAUUCCGAAUGGCGCCAUAGGGGAACAAAAACAACGCUGCGACACCAAAUUAGCGAUAUCACCGGAAUCGAAGUUGAAGUGUUGGAGAAUAAUGCUUUCCUCGAGAGCAUACCAAUUGCGAAACGGAUGUCCUGGGCGGCAAGCCGAAGUACCACGAGAGUCGAAGAUCUCGCCUACUGUCUUCUUGGUAUCUUUGACGUUAACAUGCCAAUGAUGUACGGCGAGGGCACCAAGGCCUUCUCCAGGUUGCAGGAGGAAAUAGCGAAAGAAACGACUGACCUCUCCGUGUUCGCAUGGAAGGCUCAAGAGGAGACAGGCACGUCACCUCAAGACUUCCGAGGGAUCCUGGCCCAGUCUCCCGCCGAGUUUGCACACUGUCGAAAGCUUCGUCGGGCACCUAAUAUCAGGCAAGGCCAUGUCUUCACCAUGACUAACAGAGGUCUGAGACUGGAGACAUUUCUGGGUAAAAGUGAUGAUAUAGACUAUGUUCUGAAUCUGGAUUGCAUCAUACCCGAUGAUAGCGGCGGCGAGCAAAGGGUCGGCGUUUUCCUAUCCAAGACUGCGGAUGGCUACGUUCGAACUCGUCCUGCCGAGCUCUUCGAGACACAGAACUCCUGGAUCUGGGCUGGCGCUCGCCAUCAGGUCUUCAUCCGCAAACGGGUCACCCCCUUCGCUUCCUGGAACCUGAAGAAUCUCUCGGCAACGAAUCUCGCAUUUCAGUUCAACUUUAGCCCGGGGUUCCAGCUCCAUUCUUUCACAGCUAAGCCAGCCGACUUGUGGGACUCGCACCGGCAGUCAUUCAUCACGGACAAUAGUGAACGAUUCACUGGCUUUGUCGACUUUCAGAUUUCCGACACUUCAGAUAGCUUCGUCACCGCACGUCUCUUCAUCGUGUGCAGCCUGAUGGCACAACCUGGCGACGCAUCAGCGGGUUCUGUGAAGCCCUGGGUGGGCAUUUACGAUUCCCUGGACCAGGCAAGCUCAAAGAGGAUAGUGGACUCCAUCUCCGGCUACUACAGCUCGUACGGAGAAGAAUUCUACCUACACCAACUCCGGGGUGGCGCACUUAUGCACCCCAGUGGUUUGCCCCAUGAAACCAGCGUGCCUUCCAGUUAUCAACCCGGCCGCCUUUAUGUCUAUCUAGGAACUCCUCAAGGGUUAUAUUAA
Messenger RNA from Fusarium vanettenii 77-13-4, 1611 nucleotides. RefSeq lists its product as uncharacterized. NCBI's taxonomy places the organism in Eukaryota, Fungi, Ascomycota, Sordariomycetes, Hypocreales, Nectriaceae. The coding region runs from base 1 to 1611 and encodes 536 amino acids. The transcript is spliced from 2 exons. The record is from RefSeq and is a predicted model, not a curated record.